This is a messenger RNA of Aspergillus niger, 930 nucleotides long. RefSeq lists its product as uncharacterized. The record is from RefSeq and is a predicted model, not a curated record. Bases 1 to 930 code for a protein of 309 amino acids. Gene Ontology annotation, cellular component: transcription factor TFIIH holo complex. The transcript has 2 exons. NCBI's taxonomy places the organism in Eukaryota, Fungi, Ascomycota, Eurotiomycetes, Eurotiales, Aspergillaceae.
AUGACCUCUACAACAACUACCAGCGGAGAAGGAGAAAGAGGAGGAGGUUUCCUUCCCCCAACCCUCCCAUCCCCAGCCCCCUCCAACCCACGACCAAGCACGCCCUCCCUCCUCCCUAAACCCCGAACACAUCCUCUCCGCGCGGGCUCCGCCAAAGAAGCAACGGUGAUUAAUCACAUCGAUACAACUCUACUGAGGAUUUCGCGUCGGCAUGCGAAGAAGUUCAGCAGUGCUUACUAUAAGCCUGACGAUGAAUCCAACUCCAAUGCAAACUAUUCUCCGGAAUCAUUCUCAGCCCGAGGUUAUGGGAAGGGAGAAGAAGAAGGGGAAGUACAAGGCUAUGAAAGCUUCAAAGAAGUAGCUCGUGAUUUGGAGGGUUUGGUGGAUGUGCUUUGGGUUAGUGGGACGCCAUCUCUCCAAAUCCCCUACCUCAUCUCCCUAGCCAUCCAAGUCAACUCCUACCUGCCCGAGUAUCCCUUCUCGGCGGCGCCUACGUUCCGGUUACUGCGGAAGUUGGAUGAGGUGUUUGCGGAGCUUUUAGGUGGUGGUAACGAGGAAAGAAAGAGUGUGGUGUCUAUGACGGAGAAGGUCCGGAUCAAGAGUAUUGCGGAGUCGUGUCGGGUGUUGGUUGUUGAGACGAGAGAGAAGGAGAAUGAGGAUGCUAACGGGGAGGAUGACUAUGAUGAGGAUGAGGAUGAAGAGUUUGAGGAUGUCUAUGGGAAUGCAAAUAAACUGGAGGAUUAUAUGCCCAUUCCUGGGAAGUGGGAGAUGGAGACGGCGAAGGUUUAUGAGAGGACGAUUCAGUUGUUGGGGGAUGAGUUGGGUAAUGUGGGUGAGUAUUGUGAUGAGGAUUUGGCGGCCGGGGAGGAGGGGGCUUGUGAUAUGGGGGAUUUUGUGGUUGAGUUGGAGGAUGAAGAUGAUGAGAGGUGA